CCGCCGGGGGCCGCCCGCGCCCCGGUGAUGGUGCCGGCGGCCGGGAGCGCCCUGCUCGCCGCCCUGCUCGCCGCCGGGCUGGCCGCCGCGGGCAGCUUGAGAGCUGGUGGGCAGCUGGUGGCUGUGAGCCAGCCUGGGGUGUGUCGCUAUGGUUCCAGGUUGGAUUGCUGUUAUGGCUGGAAAAAGAACAAGGGCCACUGUGAAGCUACCUGUGGACACGGUUGCAAGUAUGGCGAGUGCAUGGGACCAAACAAAUGCAAAUGUUUUCCUGGAUUUACAGGGAAAACCUGUAAUCAAGAUCUGAAUGAAUGUGGACUGAAGCCACGUCCUUGUGAGCACAGAUGUAUGAAUACACAUGGCAGCUACAAGUGCUAUUGUCUCAACGGGUACAUGCUUCUGCCAGAUGGCACAUGUGCAAGUUCUAGGACAUGCGCCAUGGUGAAUUGCCAAUACGGAUGUGAAGAAGUCAAAGGGGAGGUGCAGUGUCUCUGUCCAUCAGGUGGCCUUCAGCUGGGACCAAAUGGAAGGACAUGCAUUGACAUUGACGAAUGCUCCACUGGCAAAGCUCUCUGCUCUUACAACCGCAGAUGUGUCAACACCUUUGGAAGCUACUACUGCAAGUGCCAGCUUGGUUAUGAGCUGAAAUACAUCAGUGGCCAUUAUGACUGUGUAGAUGUGAAUGAAUGUGUGACAAAUACACACAGCUGUAACCUCCAUGCAGAGUGCCUCAACACUGAGGGAUCCUUCAAGUGCAAAUGUAAACAGGGCUACCGAGGAACUGGAUUUGAUUGUGCUGUUAUCCCUGAAAAGUCAGUAAAGGAAAUUGCAAGAAUCCCUGGAACAGCUAAGGACACAAUUAAGAAACUUCUUGCACAUAAAAAUAGUGUGAAAAAGCAUGAAACAAUCAAGAAUGUGAUCCCAGAGGCAGCGGUGACAUCGCCUUCUAAGACCCACUUGCAGUUAUUGGACUAUGAAGGUGGUCUUGGUCUUGGUGGGAGCUACAGUGAGGAAGAGAAAGAAAUUGAAGCUACUACAGAACAGGAGGCAGAAGAGUCAGAUGAAGAGGAGAAGGAAGACUUUGAGAAUCAAAUUGAUGACGAGCAAAGCCUUAGAGGAGAUGUCUUUUUUCCCAAGGUGAAAGAAGCAGCUGCCUUUGGCCCUCACCUGGCACACAGAAAAGUUCCAGUGUCAAGACCAGAGCAAGAAGUUGAUUGUAGCUUCAGUCGAGGAGUCUGUGACUGGAAACAAGAUGCUGAUGAUGACUUUGACUGGAAUCCUGCUGAUCGUGAUAGAGGUGACGGGUACUACAUGGCAGUUCCAGCUUUUGUGGGACAUAAGAAGGAUAUGGGGCGUCUAAAACUUCUUCUCACUGACCUGAAACCAAAGAGCAGCUACUGCUUGAUUUUCAGUUAUCGGCUUGCUGGUGAGAAAGUGGGGAAACUUCGAGUGUUCCUGGCAAACAAAAAAACUGCUCCUGUCUGGGAGCAGAACACAGGAAAAGAUGAAAGGUGGAGAACUGGAAAAAUAGAGAUAUUUCAGGGAGCUGAGACAACUAACAAUGUCACUUUUGAAUCAGAACGUGGGAAGGGAAAAACUGGUGAAAUUGGAGUGGACAAUGUUAUACUAAUUUCUGGUCUAUGCCCAGAAGAUACCUGAUAAUGGACAUUUCAGUAUAGUGAAUUUAAUCUUAUUUUUCAUAGUUGCCUUAUUAGUAGUGUAUUUUUGUAUCCUUUUCUUUAUAAAAAACCAAAUCAAAACCAUAAAACUUUGCCUUAAACUUAAUGCAACAAUGCAAACGGAAAAAUGCAAGGUGCAGAGUACACUUUUUUAAGAGUUUUUCUAACUCUAAUACAUGCUUUGAGUGUAAUACUACUGUAUUUUAUAAUUCAAGGUCAGGGUUUCUAAAGUAUUAUUUGUCUAACUUUUUUACAAAUUCUACAUGCUUUUAUCUCUUAAAGUUCUUCUCAAGGCUACACUUAAGCCUUCUAUUUCACGAGAACAUAAAGCAGUAUUUAAGAGGACGCUGCUACUUCUGGUGACAAUUUUAUCUUCUUACUUAGUGGGUACGUUGUACCAAAAAUUAGGGUUCAUCACCCACUGUGAAGUAAGCCAAUCACACGCAGAGCUGAGGUAUUUGUUUAUUUUAUAUUUGUGCAAAUGGGUGCUAGAUGGCAAAGCCACAAAGUUAGCACACCAAGGAGAAAAGAUGACCACUAUUUAUAUGCUGUUAAUCUUGAUGUAUUUCACUCAUCUAAUAUAUAUUCAGUGUUUACUACUCUGUUAUUGCUGAGCUUGCUUCUUAUCUUGGGUGACCUGGUGGUCUUCAGUGUUUACUAUUCUAUUAUUACUGAGCUGUGCUGAGCUGGUUUUGUUAGUUUCUUCUUAUCUUGGACGUCCUGCAGUAGCACACAUUUCCUCCCAAAUUUUGUUACCCCUCUGGGUCUGUGGUCUUUGAAGCAUGUCAAGCCCUAAACUUCAAUAAGGCAAUUCUAUUGACAAUUUAUUUGUCUUAGACAUCAGGUAAAUAUUCCACCUUCAGAAUAAGCAAGAAGAAAGUGAGGAGCUUUAUUUCCUUCUUUAUGGAGCUA
Myiozetetes cayanensis is the source of this 2588-nucleotide messenger RNA. It is a transcript of the gene EGFL6, whose product is annotated as EGF like domain multiple 6. NCBI's taxonomy places the organism in Eukaryota, Metazoa, Chordata, Aves, Passeriformes, Tyrannidae. The transcript is spliced from 12 exons. Gene Ontology annotation, cellular component: membrane. Bases 28 to 1656 code for a protein of 542 amino acids. Gene Ontology annotation, molecular function: calcium ion binding. The record is from RefSeq and is a predicted model, not a curated record.